CAAUAACAAUUACUACCAUACUAGAAUAAUUAAAAUAAUUUUGUGUACUGGUUCUUUAUACCAGACCUUUUUUUCGUAGGCCUAUAACCCUUAAAAAGGUCACAACGAAGCAGAAGAAGAAGAACCAUUCUUAAAGAACAAAAUAGGCCUACUAUAUGAAUACAAUCUGAGCUUGAAAGCAUGGAUCCCGACAAGCAAGAGGCUGUAUUAAUGCUCUUCGGUUAUGGUAAAGAAAAGGAUGCAAGUUUGGCGUAUCAUUUCCCGUCAUUCCUUGUUACCGUUCCUGAGGCAACGAUUUACCCGGCUGAUAUCGGAAUUCUUAAAAAAGGCGAAUUUUUCUCCAACUUCAAAAAGAAGCACGCCGAUGAGGCAGCUAUAGUUUACAACUAUCUCAUAUCCUGUGAAAAAUUUGCAGAUUUCGUAAAGACCGCCUCAUACUUCAAAAGCAUUCUCAACGAAGGCUUGUACUUGUACGCACUCUCAGUCGCGCUGGCGCACCGUAAAGGUGAGCAUAACUUCGAUAUACCAUUUCUAUAUCAGCUACAUCCACACGCCUAUUUCUCUAAUUCACGUAUCAAGGCUGCUGUAGCCCGUUUGCAACUUGACAAAUCCAUUCCAGAAACUGAGGUUGUACCCACAUUCGUCACGGGCACACAUCGAGACCCAGAGUUUAAGGUUUCGUGGUGGAGAGAGGAUGUUGGACUUAAUUGGCAUCACGCCCAUUGGCAUCAGGUGUAUCCUUGGAGUGGAAUUGAAAUCAACGGCAAACCUACCACAAAGGAUAGAGAAGGAGAGCUGUUCUACUACAUGCAUACUCAAAUGUUAGCACGAUACGAUGCGGAAAGACUAGCGGUUGGUUUGCUUCGUGUUAUACCGUUUGAUAAUUGGAAUAUUCCUAUUCAGGAAGGUUACGAUUCACAUUUGACGAAUCAAUACGGUACUCUCCAGUAUGCCCCACGCCCUUCUGGGAUGGUUCUCUUUGACAACUACCAGGAUCCCACUUCUCCUGUCACUGUCCACCAGCAAAGUUACAACUGGAAUCGCCUACUCAACGCCAUUAAUACUGGAAAAUUUCUUAAG
Anneissia japonica is the source of this 1080-nucleotide messenger RNA. Its product is annotated as hemocyanin G chain-like. The annotation marks the transcript as partial. Lineage: Eukaryota; Metazoa; Echinodermata; Crinoidea; Comatulida; Comatulidae. The transcript is spliced from 3 exons. The record is from RefSeq and is a predicted model, not a curated record.